This is a messenger RNA of Ilyonectria robusta, 1569 nucleotides long. RefSeq lists its product as uncharacterized. Gene Ontology annotation, biological process: translational elongation. The coding region runs from base 98 to 1339 and encodes 413 amino acids. The transcript has 4 exons. The record is from RefSeq and is a predicted model, not a curated record. Gene Ontology annotation, cellular component: nucleus; cytoplasm. Lineage: Eukaryota; Fungi; Ascomycota; Sordariomycetes; Hypocreales; Nectriaceae. Gene Ontology annotation, molecular function: translation elongation factor activity.
GUAAGAAAAAUUUCAGACGUGACACCUUCCCCUCCUUCACUUCUUCCCUUCAUCUUCUUACAACUUGUUCUCGCUGCCAGCCCAGCAAACGUCCAAGAUGCCUUUCGGAACGCUCUACACCCGCGAGGGCAACGCCCGCUCCACCGCCAUCAAGGCCGUCGCGAAGGCCAACGACCUCGAGCUCAACAUCGUUGAGGCCGAGGUUGGCAACGCUUCCGCCGAGCACCUCACUGCCAACGGCCUUGGCAAGAUCCCCGCCUUUGUUGGCGAGGAUGGUUUCACUCUGUCCGAGUGCAUCGCCAUUGCCGUCUACCUCACCUCCCAGAACGAGAAGACCACCCUCCUCGGCAAGACCAAGCAGGACUAUGCCUCCAUCCUGAAGUGGCUCUCUUACUUCAACACUGAGGUCCUCCCCCGCCUGGGCGACUGGUUCGGCCCCCUUCUGGGCCGUGCCCCCUACAACAAGAGAAACGUCGAGGACGCCUCUAAGGCUACCCUCAAGGCCUUCUCCGUUGUUGAGGAGCACCUCGCCAGCAACACCUACCUGGUUGGUGAGCGUAUCACCCUGGCUGAUCUCUUCGCCGCCGGUAUUGCCCAGCGUGGUUUCCAGUACUUCUUCGACAAGACUUACCGUGAGGCGAACCCCAACGUCACUCGCUGGUUUGACACUGUCCGCAACCAGCCCAUCUUCUCCGCCGUUGCUGAGAAGCUCGAGUUCCUCGAGACCCCCGCUCUCACCAACGUUGCCCCCAAGAAGCCUGAGCAGCCCAAGAAGGAGGCCGCGCCCAAGAAGGAGGCCGCUCCCAAGGCUGCCCCUGCCGAUGAUGGUGAGGAGCCCGCUGCCCCCAAGGCCAAGCACCCCCUUGCUGCCCUCGGCAACGCCUCCCUUCCCCUUGACGAGUGGAAGCGACAGUACUCCAACAUCAAGGACCACAACGAGGCCAUGGCUUGGUUCUGGAAGAACGUCAACUUCGAGGAGUACUCCCUCUGGAAGGUUGACUACAAGUACAACGAUGAGCUCACCCUCACCUUCAUGUCCAACAACCUGAUUGGCGGCUUCAACAACCGUCUUGAGGGCUCCCGCAAGUACAUCUUCGGUUGCGCUGCCGUCUAUGGCGAGAACAACGCCUCCAUCAUCCAGGGUGCCUUCGUCAUCCGUGGCCAGGAGUACGUGCCCGCCUUCGAUGUUGCUCCCGACUACGAGAGCUACACCUUCACCAAGCUGGAUGCCAGCAAGCCCGAGGACCGCCAGUUCGUUGAGGACGCGUGGGGCUGGGAGAAGGGCACCACCGUCGAUGGCAAGGACUGGCCCCUUGCUGACGGCAAGGUCUUCAAGUAAAUGCUUAAUGACUUUGAGUAAGGGUAGGGGAAUGAUGAUAAUGGCUUAUGGUUAGAAACGAUUUGGGAGGCAAAACGGAACGUGAUGGCGGUAUGCCUCGCCUUAUGAAGGCCCAAGAGGGCCCGGCAGCUUGUACGUAAUGCCCGGGAAAUGUCACUUUGACGAAACAAAACGGACAAUAGAUGCAGAAUGUUGCUGCAAAACGUACAAUCAACAAAACUUUGUGUCAA